This is a messenger RNA of Myripristis murdjan (pinecone soldierfish), 7755 nucleotides long. RefSeq names its product dedicator of cytokinesis protein 9. Bases 323 to 6619 code for a protein of 2098 amino acids. The transcript is spliced from 55 exons. The record is from RefSeq and is a predicted model, not a curated record. Gene Ontology annotation, molecular function: guanyl-nucleotide exchange factor activity. Gene Ontology annotation, biological process: positive regulation of GTPase activity; small GTPase-mediated signal transduction. NCBI's taxonomy places the organism in Eukaryota, Metazoa, Chordata, Actinopteri, Holocentriformes, Holocentridae.
UUAUACACCUCCUGUCUGGCGCAGGAAGGCCAAUGAAACACUUCAAAAAAAAAAAAAAGGAUACCACUAUUAUGACAACUAUCUAUCCAAAUGGGAAAAGGCAGAGCUCCGGAAUGAUGCCGCACGUAUUCACUUUUUAAAGCGAAAAUUAUGAGAUCCAGAAGUCAGCCUGAAUUAACACCACAAUAUGAUCCAGCUUCAAACUCGUGGUGCGCACUAGUGGGGAUCGGAGACGCGGAUAAGCCGGUUGAUGAAUCUGCGUCGUACUUUUCUCUUAUAAUUAGUCACUCGGACGGUCAUUGAUGAAUACUGGUGCGUAACGAUGGCCACUCCAGCGCAUCCAGAGACCAGGAAAUUUACGAGGGGUCUGGGUAAACCUGGCACAGCGGCUGAACUGAGGCAAAGUGUCUCUGAGGUUGUCAGGACGUCCGUGCUGGUGGUGAAACCCAAGGUGAUCGAGCCACUGGACUAUGAAAAUGUGCUGGUGCAGAGGAAGACCCAGAUCCUCAGCGAUGUCCUCAGAGACAUGCUGCAGUUCCCCCUGGAGGACUUCCAGAUUUCCACCUUGAGACGCCAAGGAAGAACUCUCUACCCAACAGUGCCUGAAAACGCGGAGAAGGAAGCUCAGAGUCUGUUUGUCCAAGAGUGCAUUAAGACCUACAACUCUGAUUGGCACGUUGUCAACUACAAGUAUGAGGACUAUUCUGGGGACUUUCGACAGCUUCCAAACAAAGUGUCCAGACCGGAAAAACUGGCUGUCCAUGUUUUUGAAGUGGAUGAGGAUGUUGACAAAGAUGAGGACACAGCCUCCCUUGGCUCCCAGAAAGGCGGGAUCACCAAGCAUGGCUGGCUAUACAAAGGCAACAUGAAUAGUGCCAUCAGUGUCACCAUGAGGUCUUUUAAGAGGAGAUAUUUCCACCUAACCCAGCUCGGUGACGGCUCCUACAAUUUAAACUUCUACAAGGACGAGAAGAUCUCCAAAGAGCCCAAAGGCACCAUUUUCCUGGACUCGUGUAUGGGUGUGGUUCAGAACAACAAGGUUCGGAGGUUUGCUUUUGAGCUGAAGAUGCAGGAUAAGAGCACCUACCUGCUGGCUGCAGACAGCGAAGCAGAGAUGGAGGAAUGGAUCAGCACGCUCAACAAGAUCCUGCACAGCAGCUUUGAGAUCGCCAUGCAGGAGAAGAGGAAUGGAGAUAUCCAUGAUGAUGAUGAGCUUGGGAAGUCUGACAGUUCCUCUGGGAGUCUGGACAGCUUUCAGAGUGCACGAGACAUUGAAUCCAAGAUGAGAAAUGAAACCAGAUUGAAGCUGUUCACCUUGGACCCUGACACACAGAAACUAGAUUUCUCAGGGAUAGAGCCGGAUGUAAAGCAGUUUGAGGAGAAGUUUGGCAAACGCAUCCUGGUGAACUGCAACGACCUCUCGUUCAAUCUGCAAAGCUGCGUGGCGGAGAAUGAGGAAGGGCCGACCACAAAUGUGGAGCCGUUCUACAUCACUCUGUCGCUGUUCGACAUCCAGAACAACAGGAAGAUUUCCUCUGACUUUCUUGUGGACCUAAACCACCCGUCCGUCAGGGGCUUGGUGGCCAAUUCCAACAGCCAGUACAUGAACGGGGGUGGGGACAGCCACCACGGGGGGCAGCGACUGGUCCACGGGGUUCCAGAGGCAGCCAUGCAGUAUCCCAGACAGGGAGUGUUCUCGGUAACGUGCCCACACCCAGAUAUCUUCCUGGUGGCUCGCAUAGAGAAAGUCCUUCAGGGGGGAAUCACACACUGUGCCGAGCCAUACAUGAAGAGUUCAGACUCCACCAAGGUGGCACAGAAGGUUCUGAAAAAUGCCAAGCUGGCUUGCAGCCGGUUAGGCCAGUACAGGAUGCCUUUUGCCUGGGCCGCAAGGCCUCUGUUCAAAGAUGCAUCAGGGACGUUGGACAAAAGUGCCCGCUUCUCUGCCCUCUACAGACAGGACAGCAACAAGCUGUCCAAUGAUGACAUGUUCAAACUGCUGGCUGACUUCAGAAAGCCAGAGAAGAUGGCCAAGCUGCCUGUAAUCUUAGGAAACCUAGAUGUUACCAUUGACAAUGUAGCCCCUGACUUGACAAAUUGCGUUACCUCAUCCUACAUUCCUGUGAAGCAGUUUGAUUCCAGUGAGAAAAGCAGCAUCUUCUUCGAAGUGGAGGAGUUUGUACCGUGCAUAGCCAAAUGCUCCCAGCCUUUCACCAUCUACAACAAUCACCUCUAUGUCUACCCAAAGCACUUGAAGUAUGACAGCCAAAAAUCUUUCGCAAAGGCUAGAAACAUAGCUGUCUGCAUCGAGUUCAAGGACUCAGAUGAGGAGGAGGCUGUUUCACUUAAGUGCAUCUAUGGCCGACCAGGAGGACAGUUGUUUACCAGAAAUGCCUUUGCUGCAGUAUUACAUCACCAGCAAAACCCUGAGUUCUAUGAUGAGUUUAAGAUUGAGCUGCCAACUCAGCUCCAUGAGAAACACCAUCUGCUCUUCACCCUCUACCAUGUCAGCUGUGACAGCAACAGCAAGGCCAGCACUAAGAAGAGAGACAUGGUUGAGACUCAAGUGGGUUAUGCCUGGCUCCCAUUGCUGAAGGAUGGCCGGGUGAUCAUGAAUGAGAGUCACAUCCCUGUGGCUGCCAACCUGCCUGCUGGAUACCUCAGCUGUCAGGAGGGUGUCGGCAAGCAUUCAGGUCCUGAAAUCAAAUGGGUGGAUGGAGGCAAGCCUUUAUUCAAGGUGUCCACUCACCUUGUGUCCACUGUCUACACUCAGGAUCAACAUUUGCACAAUUUUUUUCACCACUGUCAGAGCACAGCAUCUGCAGCCCAAGUAUCAGGAGGAGAACUGGUCAAAUACCUGAAGAGUCUUCAUGCCAUGGAGAGUCAUGUGAUGAUCAAGUUCCUGCCCACCAUUCUGAAUCAGCUGUUUCGGGUGCUGACCAGUGCCACCCAUGAGGACGUGGCAGUAAACGUCACCAGAGUCAUGAUUCACAUUGUUGCCCAGUGCCACGAGGAAGGGUUGGAGCACUACCUGAGAUCCUAUGUAAAGUAUGUAUUCAAGACUGAGCCAUACACAGCCUCCACCACCAAAACAGUGCAUGAGGAGUUAGCUAAAGCCAUGACUGCUAUCCUUAAGCCUUCCACUGACUUCCUCACCAGUAACAAGCUGCUCAAGUACUCCUGGUAUUUCUUUGAAGCCUUAGUCAAGUCCAUGGCUCAGUACUUGAUUGAGAGUUGUAAAGUGAAGCUGUCCAGGAAUCAGCGCUUCUCAGCGUCCUUCCAUCACAGUGUGGAGACUCUCGUCAACAUGAUGAUGCCACACAUCACUCAGAAGUACAAGGACAACCUGGAUGCUGCCAGGAAUGCCAACCACAGCCUGGCAGUCUUCAUCAAGCGCUGUUUUACCCUGAUGGACAGAGGCUUUGUCUUCAAACAGAUCAACAACUAUAUCAACUGUUUUGUGCCUGGAGAUCCCAAGACACUGUUUGAGUUCAAGUUCGAGUUCCUGCGUGUUGUGUGCAACCAUGAGCACUACGUACCCUUAAACCUGCCCAUGCCUUUUGGAAAGGGAAGGAUACAGAGAUUUCAAGACCUCCAGCUGGAUUACUCGCUGACAGAUGACUUCUGUAAGAACCACUUCCUGGUCGGGCUGCUCCUCAGGGAGGUCGGUGCAGCUCUGCAGGAGUUCAGGGACAUUCGUCAGAUAUCCAUCCAAGUGUUGAAGAACUUGAUGAUCAAGCACACGUUUGAUGACCGCUACACCUCCAAGAGCCAGCAAGCCAGGUUGGCCACGCUGUACUUGCCCCUGUUCGGUCUGCUCCAAGAGAAUGUGAACAGGCUGAAUGUGAAGGAAGUGUCCCCAUUCAGCAUCAACCACUCCAAUAAUAACGGAAGAGAAGACUCUCUCCUGGCCAACACCCUGAUGACCCCUCCCAGAUCCAGCACUUUUCUGGAAAACAGCCUGCACAAGGAUGUUUUUGGAGUCAUCUCCGGCACCGCUUCACCUCACACAUCGUCUACCCCCAACAUAAACUCAGUGCGACAUGCUGAUUCUCGUGGCUCGCUCAUCAGCACCGACUCUGGAAACAGCCUGCCUGAGAAGAACAAUGACAAGGCCAACUGUCUGGACAAGAGCCAGCCUGCCUCGGCCCUGGGCAGCACCCUGCUGCGAUGUGACAAACUGGACCAGGCCGAGAUCAAGAGCCUCCUCAUGUGUUUCUUACAUGUGCUGAAAAGCAUGUCUGAAGAUGCUCUGUUCACAUACUGGAACAAAGCCUCAUCUGCUGAGCUUAUGGAUUUCUUCACUCUAAUCGAAGUGUGCCUCCAUCAGUUCAGAUACAUGGGAAAGAGAUACAUUGCCAGGAACCAGGAUGGGGCGGGACCCAUAGCACAUGAGCGGAAGUCUCAGACUCUGCCUGUGUCCCGUAACAGGGCGGGAAUGAUGCAUGCCCGCUUACAGCAGCUCAGCAGCCUGGAUAACUCAUACACUUUUAACCACACUUACAGCCACUCUGAUGCAGAUGUGCUAAACCAGUCUCUCCUUGAGGCCAACAUCGCCACUGAAGUGUGCCUGACUGUUCUGGACACACUCAGCAUCUUCAUCAUGGGCUUCAAGACACAACUGUGCUCUGAUCAUGGCCACAACCCGCUGAUGAAGAAGGUGUUUGAGGUCCACCUGUGUUUUCUGCAGAUCAAUCAGUCAGAAACGGCCCUCAAGCAGGUCUUCACCUCACUGCGCACCUUCAUCUACAAGUUCCCCUGCACAUUUUUCGAAGGCCGUGCAGACAUGUGCGCUUCCUUCUGCUAUGAGAUCUUGAAAUGCUGUAACUCCAAACUGAGCUCCAUCCGCAGUGAUGCAGCCCACCUACUCUACUUCCUCAUGAAGAGCAACUUUGACUACACAGGCCGCAAGUCCUUUGUCCGAACGCACUUACAGGUGGUGAUCGCUGUCAGCCAGUUGAUAGCAGAUGUCAUCGGCAUCGGCAGUACCCGCUUCCAGCAGUCUCUGUCAAUAAUCAACAACUGUGCCAACAGCGACAGGACCAUUAAGCACACCGCUUUUCCAUCAGAUGUGAAGGACCUGACCAAACGGAUCAGGACGGUCCUGAUGGCGACGGCUCAGAUGAAGGAGCAUGAGAGAGACCCAGAGAUGUUGGUGGAUCUUCAGUAUAGUCUGGCCAAAUCCUACGCCAGCACACCUGAGCUCCGCAAGACGUGGCUGGACAGCAUGGCUCGAAUCCACGUGAAGAACGGAGACCUUUCGGAGGCAGCCAUGUGCUAUGUGCAUGUUGCAGCACUUGUAGCAGAAUACCUGCGGAGAAAAGGCAUGUUCAAGCAGGGCUGUUCAGCAUUCCGCGUCGUGACUCCAAAUAUUGAUGAAGAGGCAUCAAUGAUGGAGGAUGUCGGCAUGCAGGAUGUCCAUUUCAAUGAGGAUGUCCUGAUGGAGCUCCUGGAAGAGUGUGCAGACGGACUGUGGAAAGCUGAGCGAUAUGAGCUCAUCUCUGACAUCUACAAGCUCAUAAUCCCAAUUUAUGAAAAGCGCAGGGACUUUGAGAAACUGGCCCACCUGUAUGACACACUGCAUCGUGCAUACAGCAAAGUCACAGAGGUCAUGCAUACAGGCAAGAGAUUGCUGGGCACCUACUUCAGAGUGGCCUUCUUUGGCCAGGCAGCGCAGUACCAGUUUACUGACUCAGAGACUGAGGGUUUCUUUGAGGAUGAAGAUGGGAAGGAGUACAUCUACAAAGAACCCAAAUUCACUCCCCUGUCAGAGAUUUCUCAACGACUUCUUAAGUUGUACUCUGACAAAUUUGGAUCAGAAAAUGUGAAGAUGAUUCAGGACUCUGGAAGGAUCAACCCCAAAGACCUGGACUCCAAGUACGCCUAUAUCCAAGUGACACAUGUGACUCCUUUCCUGGAUGAGAAGGAGCUGGUGGACAGGAGGACAGACUUUGAAAAAAGCCACAACAUCCGCCGCUUUGUGUUUGAGAUGCCUUUCACCAUCUCGGGCAAAAAGCAAGGAGGAGUGGAGGAGCAGUGUAAACGAAGGACCAUACUAACCACAACACAUUGCUUCCCCUAUGUAAAGAAGCGCAUAGCGGUGAUGUAUCAGCACCACACUGAUCUGAACCCUAUCGAGGUGGCCAUCGAUGAGAUGAGCAAGAAGGUUGCUGAGAUCAGACAGCUCUGCUCCUCCAGUGAGGUGGACAUGAUCCGCCUGCAGCUCAAGCUACAGGGCAGCAUCAGUGUCCAGGUAAAUGCUGGGCCACUUGCUUAUGCCCGAGCUUUUCUUGAUGAUGCCAGCACCAAGAAGUAUCCAGACAACAAGGUCAAACAGCUGAAAGAGGUCUUCAGGCAGUUUGUGGAAGCGUGUGGCCACGGCUUAGGCAUUAAUGAGCGAUUGAUCAAAGAGGACCAACAGGAGUACCAUGAUGAGAUGAAAGCCAACUAUAGAGACCUGGCCCGGGAGCUCUCUGCCAUCAUGCACGAGCAAAUCAGUCCAGUGGAAGAUGGCAUGAAGAACACUCUUCCAGACUCGCUUCACAUCUUUAAUGCCAUCAGUGGCACACCAACUGGUGCCACCAUCCAGGGCAUCCCCAGUUCGUCCUCAGUGGUAUGACACUACCCUGGAUGACAUCUGACCUCAACACUCCGUACUCGCCAAACAGGCAUGCCAGUGAUGCCAUAUAGCCCUUAUCUGCAACCCCACUCCUGCUUCUCUCUGGUCAGUUUAGAAGGAAACUGACAUACACAGAGACAACAAUGACACUCUUUCACCCUUUGCCCCUCGUUGUCUGGCAUUUUGUGUGGGCCAUGACCAAGGCACUAGACCUAUAUGAUGUAUACAAAUUGUAUACGCAUGGUGCAUUUACCACAGUGGGUGUAACAAAUUACAUUCUUCUGUGACCAUAGCAGAGGUGUGGCAAAGCCACCUGAGCAGUGAGGGAGGGGACAAUGCAGGGGAACUGAUAGGAGACAGAUGAGCCAUGGUGUCGCUGCUUUAAGGCCUGACAUGAUGUAUAACGAAGCACGACUUCUACAGUCUCCUCCAUGACCUGUUUCUACCCAAGAUGACGGGGAACUGUGUUUUCCAUGGAGACAUUCCCGUUGGAAAUCUUGAAGAUGCAUGUCACUACUUCCCCCACCUUUCCAAUGGCCUACUUUACCAGUGUUUAUUUUGAUAAUAUCUCCCAUUUUGUUUUGUAUGUACAGUAUUCCACUUUUAUAAGUCUCUAUACAGACAUCUAUGCUGCAUACAUUGACACUCAUUUCUCUGUACAUGAAGUUAUAUUUCUACAAAGCUGCAACUUUGCAAAAAGAGCCUCCCAUGAAUAUGUUAGCUUUCAAACUAAUUACUUUCAAUGUCUUAGAAUGGGAGGGUUUUGAAACACAUAAAGCCAUUGCAUACAAUAGGUAUAUUCCAAGUUGUUUAUUCUUGUAUAUAAAAAAGGACUGUGUGCAAUAUUUGAUUUUUGCAAAAUACCUUGCUGUGGGGCUCAUACACUGUAAAGAUGUUCACCUUCUUGCCAAACUGGUGAGGUGUGGAACCAGAGACUAGGCCUACUGUGGAAGUAAUAUGAAGCUUUUACCAGUUUAGUGUUCAUUGAAAUGUUAAUGAAAUUGUUUUAUAUUUGGGAAGCAAUGGGGAUUCUUUUUUUUUAUUUUUAUUUAACACAAAGUCACUGUUCUGCUGUAAACAGAAAUGUUCCCUAAUGCUUUUCUUUUAAAUAAAAUUCACUCAUUUUUCUGCACUUC